Molecule: messenger RNA, 2406 nt
Organism: Linnemannia hyalina
Lineage: Eukaryota; Fungi; Mortierellomycota; Mortierellomycetes; Mortierellales; Mortierellaceae
Source: the annotation of a GenBank genome assembly
AUGCAGUCAUCCGCAAACCGAUCAGACAGCCUCGACACUAUCGCCUUCGAGAAUGCCGCCGUCGACUACCAGCUGUCGCAGUACAUCGACGAGAUGCUCCCCUGUGAGGUCUCCAGGGUGCUGGUGAUCUAUACCGGAGGCACCAUCGGAAUGAGCAACACAAAGCAGUUCGGCUAUGUUCCUGUGCCAAACUUCCUCGCUGAGACUCUGUCCGGUCAGGCUCGAUUCCACGAUCUCCCUUCGCUCAACACAGUCUUUGGACGACUCUCGCGGACGAAUUCUAGCGUAGACCUCCAGUUCAAGCCUCAAACCUCUGCCAUGAAUGGACUCUUCACCCAACAUACCAUUCCCCCUGACCACGCCACCCUCAAUGGAACCGCGUCUGGCGCUACCCUCCCUCCCAAUACCCCAGUGAACAAGAUCCGUAUCCCAUGCUUCUCGCACCUGCCCAACAGUCAGGGCAAGAUCCCAUCCUUGAUUACACCACCCUCGCUUUAUGGCAAGCGCAUCCGAUACUCGAUUUUGGAAUACGAUCCUUUGUUGGAUUCGUGCAAUAUGACCAUGACGGACUGGGUCCGAAUUGCGACGGACAUUGAAGCCAAUUACCAACUAUAUGAUUCUUUCAUCGUUUUGCACGGCACCGACACGAUGGCGUACACUGCGAGCGCACUGAGCUUUAUGCUUGAGGACCUUGGAAAGACUGUCAUUAUCACCGGUUCUCAGGUACCCAUCACCGAGAUCAGAAACGAUGCCAUUGAUAACCUCCUCGGCGCACUCACCAUCGCAGGCCAUUUUGUCAUCCCUGAAGUCUCCCUCUACUUCAGCAACAAGCUCUUCAGGGGUAACCGCUCCUCAAAACUCGACGCCAUCGACUUUAACGCCUUCGACAGUCCUAACUUGCCACCCCUCGUCAAGGUCGGCAUCAAUAUCGAUGUGAAUUGGUCCGAGGUUAUUCGUCCAACGUCCCUCUCUCGCUUCCGUGCUCACAAGUCGAUGAACUCCAAUGUCGCCAGUCUGCGCCUCUUCCCUGGCAUCACCGAUACGACCAUCAGAACCUUGCUAGCACCUCCCAUCCAGGGUGUUGUCUUGGAGACCUAUGGCGCUGGUAAUGCACCUUCGACUCGCGCUGACCUGAUUGCUGCCCUGAAAGAAGCCUGCGACCGUGGUGUCGUCAUCGUCAACUGCACUCAAUGCAAGCGUGGAUUGGUGACAGAUGCAUACCAGACGGGCAAAGUCCUCUACAACGCUGGUGUCAUUCCCGGAAACGAUAUGACACCCGAGUGUGCACUCACAAAGCUCUCCUACCUCUUGGGACACAACCUGCCCAUUGCCAAGGUUCGUGAGAUGAUGACCAAGAACAUGCGCGGUGAAUUGACAGUCAUCCAGCCUCGCACCCGGUUCAGUUACAUCAACCGCACCCACUCGUUGCUCCAGCUCCUCUUCAGAGCAGCCUCCAAUGGAUUGCUGACGCAGAACGGACAAUCCCUUCCAGGCAGGGUGCCCACUGAAGGUCAAUUGGUGGAGAAGCAGAUUGAGCAGGUUGCUCAGCAAUUUAAGAAAAAGACGUUCCAUCUUGCCAGCAACGAGUCUGACACAUCAUCGGAUGCUGGAUCUGGGGUUGAGGAUCUAACCUUGCCCCCUGGUGCCGACUCGCAGCUGGGAGUAGGAUCUCUGUCUCAUGAGGACCAGCGCUGGAUCGAGAGAAGUCUGUACCCGUUGCUGAUCUGUGGUGCUGCUGGAAGUGGUGAUCUUGAGGGUCUGAAGAAGCUGUGGGAGGUUAUUGCCGAUGGACACGGUCCCAACAAGAUAUCACAGAACCUCGGACCAGCCAGCACUGACAACACCCGAUCUUCGUCGCCCAGCUUCUUAGGUGGAACGGCUGUUAUGGGGGGCGAUGGUAUCGGUAUGAACAGCGGAGACUGGGAGGGUCGUUCACCCCUUCAUAUUGCCUGCAGUGCUGGUCACUUGGACGUUGUUUGCUUCUUGCUGAGCCAUGGAGCGUCGAUCCAUGUCCGUGAUCGGUUGAACCACACCCCUCUCUACGAUGCCGUGACCAGGAGCAACAAUUUGGAGGUUGUUAGGGUCCUUCGUGAGACUGGUGCCCACUUUAACGACUCGGAGGUCUCGGACUUGGGAUGGAAGCUGAUGAUUGCUGCCACUGAGGGCGACCUGCCUCGUGUGUCGAUGAUUGCUGAGGCGGGUUAUGACCUGAACCGACCCCUUUUUGACCAACGUACGGUGAUGCACAUUGCAGCGGCGGAGCACCGUCAUGCGGUGCUGGAUUACCUCCUCAGCAAGUUCCCUGAGAUUGAUGUGACCAUCAAGGAUCGUCUGGGACGCACCUGUGUCGAUGAGGCGGGCGAUUGCGAGUCCUGCCAUGCAUCCUUCCUUACCAAGUCCACUUAG